Molecule: messenger RNA, 1311 nt
Organism: Aspergillus eucalypticola CBS 122712
Lineage: Eukaryota; Fungi; Ascomycota; Eurotiomycetes; Eurotiales; Aspergillaceae
Product: DASH complex subunit ASK1
Exons: 4
Coding region: 71-1306 (411 amino acids)
Biological process (GO): attachment of spindle microtubules to kinetochore
Cellular component (GO): mitotic spindle; mitotic spindle pole body; DASH complex
Source: RefSeq, a predicted model, not a curated record
UUUCGCAUUGCCUUUGCGCGCCUGUGCAGUCAAUAACGGCGUUCAAUUCGCUACACACUAGACAGUCAUUAUGUCUCGCCCAUCCUCCAUGGCGCAGCGCCCCCUCACGCUUACAGAGGAGCUCGAGAAGCUCGAGCAGUCCAUCACCCUGACCCUUCAAGAGAUCGACCACAACUUUAGCCAAGCCCAUCGCAUCGUCACAACCAACAUUCUCCCUCUGGUCGAACAAUAUGCAGAAAGCUCCCGCGACGUCUGGGACGGCGCAAAGUUCUGGAAACAAUUCUUCGAAGCCAGCGCCAAUGUUUCUCUCUCGGGUUACGAGGAGAAACCCGAAGGAGAAACCACCGUCCAAGAACCGACCAACCUGACGGCCGAAGAAGACCAAACCGUUACCGAAUCAGUCGGCGAAGACGACAGCCACCACCAACUCCACCGAGCCGACGACAUCGAGCUCACUUCCCUCAGCCUUUCCUCCCACAGCACUCCUCGUGUCGCCGGCCACGGCAACCGCUACGCUGCCAAUGACGACGACACCUCGUCCAUCGCGCACCCAACCCCAGAUACCCGCUUCCGCGACGAUGAUGACGACGAAAACGACCCCUACCUCCCCACCACCCCAGCCAAAUACUCCUCCGCCAGAACCCAUCACUACACCGACGACUACUCCCACAACCAAUCUCAUACCCCGAUGUCCUCCUCACCAUUCAUCCCUCCCGCCGAAGACCCAAUCAUGCACCAGAUGGCCGACAAAACAUACCGUGUGCAAGCCACCCCUCUCGGAAAGGGAUACGGAUACGAGUCCCGGUCCAAGUUUACCGUUACACCAAAGACAACAAACCAGAGCAAGAAGUACGCGUACGAUGACUCUCCAAUUUCCAGCCCGGAGCCGGAAGCCCCGAAAUUGCAUGCGGAGAUCUUCUCGUCUCCUAUGAAGGGCGUGGAAACGCCGAAUACGGGCCGCAAGAGGAGACCUAGUGCGAAUCGGCUGCGGAUUACUCCGAAGCCCGGGAUAAGUGUGCUGACUCCUGCGCGCGGCGGCGGUAAUGGUGUGAGACGAUCGGCUUGGGAUAGUGAUGAUGACUUUGAUGACGGGGAUGAAGACUUGGGCCCGAGUCCGCCUAAAACGAUGCAAUUUCACAUUCCGCAGAGUCGGUUGAUGAAGACGCCUGCCAAGGAAGCAUCGAAACGCAUCGUGGAAGACUUGCUUUUCACCGCCGGAGCCAACGACACAACAGACGACCUGCCAAUCGAACAAAGUCCCAGUAUCAUCCAACGAGUGGAGCGACUGGAAGAUGAGACAUUCUAGAUAGC